AAGAACGCCACAACAAGUCGACGUUUGGCGUGUUUGUUGACAGUCAGUCCCGGCGGCGUCGUGACAGAGAUACGUUUGUCGUGAAAAGGCUUCUGUGGCAUUUAAUACAUCAUGAGUUCCAUCGGCACUGGGUACGAUCUUUCAGCCUCACAAUUUUCGCCUGAUGGCCGAGUGUUCCAAGUAGAGUAUGCCCAAAAAGCAGUCGAGAACAGUGGAACUGCUGUUGGCUUACGCUGCAAAGAUGGUGUUGUGUUUGCUGUAGAGAAGAUUAUUACCUCAAAACUGUAUGAACCUGGGGCAAACAAGCGCAUCUUCACUGUGGACACACAUGCAGGAAUUGCCUGUGCUGGAUUAUUAGCUGAUGCUCGUGCUAUCGUUGAUGUAGCCAGAAUCGAAGCUUCUAAUUACCGUGCCGAGUAUGGAAUGCCCAUCCCUUGCAUGCUUUUGGCAGAGCGAGUGAGUACCUACCUUCAUGCCUAUACCCUCUACUCUGCUGUAAGACCAUAUGGCUGCUCUGUAAUGAUUGGUGCCUUUGAUAAGGAUGGACCACAGCUUUACCUCACAGAUCCAGCUGGCAUGUGUAAUGGUUUCUAUGGAUGUGCAGUAGGCAAGGCUAAGCAGAAUGCUAAGACAGAAAUCGAGAAGCUGAAACUCAAAGAUUUAAGCUGUAAGGAAUUGGUGAAAGAAGCUGCAAAAAUCAUCUACCUUGUCCACGAUGAAGUAAAAGACCGUCACUUCGAGCUGGAACUGUCUUGGGUCUGCAAAGAGUCUGGGGGCCGUCACCAACGCGUGCCGAAGGACCUGUACGAGGAGGCGGAAAGAUAUGCCAAGGCAGCCCUAGUAGAGGACUCAUCAGAUGAAGACGAGGAGAUGUAGAGGCGAGUGAGUGGGACUUACUAGACACAGAAGGAAGUAAAACAAAUGGUGUAUUUUUGCCUCCCCCUUUUUUUUUUUUUACUUUUUCAUUAUUUGUGAAGACUUGGGUGAUACCGAACGAGAUAUCUGAUAAGAUAGAGUCUUGGGUACAUAAUUGUUUGGUCGUUGCUGAAAUAAACAGUUACUCCAUACAUGAAAUAUUUUGUAUUAACACAUCCCCCUUUUAUAACAAAAUCUUGUGAAUUUGAAGAUCGUUUUGAAUGAUAUGCCCUCAUUGAAUAUGUCCUGCAUUUGGGAUCAUACUCCUAGUGGGAGAGUGAUCUAUUGAAAUUGAUAAUAGGUAUUGUUCAGAGUCAUUCAUGAAUGGCAUUUUAUUUACUGGUUACAUGAAAUUAGAUGUUUUUAUAGCCUAUUGCUUUUCAAAAAGAGUUGAUAUUUCAAGCAAUAGGAAUUCUACACUGGUUAUAAUGAAAGGGAGUCAGGUCAUGCUAACAUAAAACACUGUUUUCUGUUUGUGUGAAUGAAUAAAUUUAAUGAGUA
Penaeus chinensis is the source of this 1416-nucleotide messenger RNA. RefSeq names its product proteasome subunit alpha type-3-like (gene Prosalpha7). The record is from RefSeq and is a predicted model, not a curated record. Gene Ontology annotation, cellular component: proteasome core complex; synapse; nucleus. Lineage: Eukaryota; Metazoa; Arthropoda; Malacostraca; Decapoda; Penaeidae. Gene Ontology annotation, biological process: ubiquitin-dependent protein catabolic process. The transcript is spliced from 7 exons. Bases 112 to 876 code for a protein of 254 amino acids.